AUGCAGUCAUCUCGCCCUCCACCGCACGCCAAGCCGCCGAGGUCAGCCCCGGGCCACGCGCGCUCCCGCUCCCAGCUCGCGCAGGUGCGCCCAGAUCCCGCCCAGGAUUUCGAGUUCCGCUUCGACUUCCUGCCCGACGCCUUCCGCUUCGACAUGGACGCCGGCGCCAAGCCGGCGGCACCCGCGGCCGCCAAGGACAAGGAGGAGGUCCUUGUUGCGUUCGACAAGGUGAGGCUCAGCAUUGCGUCCAGCGAGGGCGACGACGACGACGAUGACGGGGCGCCGCCGAGGAGCUCCUUCUCCGGGGCCAGCCACCCGCCGGAGCCGGUCGACGAGAUGGACCCCGUGCUCGUGGCCGUGGACCACGGGCGGGGCGACAAGAAGGCGCCGCCGCCGCCAGCCAAGCCGGUCAUCGUGUGGGACGCGUCCCCGCCGGUGAGCGGCGCCGCGAGCCCGCACAGCAGCAUGGGCGACAGCUCCUCCGGCGGCGGGGCGGUCACGGCCACCUGCACCAGCAUGGCGCCCAGCUGCACCGUCACCAGCCGGAGCGCCAAGACCAGCGUCAGCAGCAGCGCCGCCAGCGACUGGAGCAACGGCACCGCCGGCGCCGGCGGGAGCGGCGGCGUGGGCGGGAAGCCCCACAAGGGGGGCGACCCUAGGUGGAAGGCGGUCCUGGCGGCGCGCGCGGGGGACGGGCCCCUCGGGAUGGGUGACUUCCGGCUGCUCCGGCGGCUCGGCUGCGGCGACAUCGGCACGGUGUACCUCUCCGAGCUCAGCAAGGGCGGCGGCGGCGGCGGCGGCGCGGCCAGGGCGCCGUGGUUCGCCAUGAAGGUGAUGGACAAGGCGUCGCUGGAGAGCCGCCGGAAGCUGAGCCGCGCGGAGACGGAGCGUGAGAUCCUGCAGCUGCUGGACCACCCCUUCCUCCCCACCCUCUACGCCCACUUCGAGACCGACAAGUUCGCCUGCCUCGUCAUGGAGUUCUGCCCCGGCGGCGACCUCCACGCCCUCCGCCAGCGCCAGCCCGGCAAGCUCUUCCCGGAGCACGCCGCAAGGUUCUAUGCCGCCGAGGUGCUCCUUGCGCUGGAGUACCUGCACAUGCUCGGGGUGGUGUACCGGGACCUGAAGCCGGAGAACGUGCUCGUCAGGGACGACGGCCACGUCAUGCUCUCCGACUUCGACCUCUCCCUCCGCUGCGACGCCUCGACGACGCUGGUCCGGCCGACGCUGCCCUGCAGCGCCUCCGGCCCCAACGGCGGCGCCUGCAUCCAGCCCACGUGCUUCAUGCCCAAGCUCUUCGGCGGCCGGAGCAAGAAGAGCGCCUCCGCGGCCUCCAGAUCGAAGAGCGGCGAGCAGCAGCAGCAGGGCGCCAUGCCGGAGCUCGUGGUGGAGCCGACCGGCGCGCGGUCGAUGUCGUUCGUGGGCACGCACGAGUACCUGGCGCCGGAGAUCAUCAAGGGGGAGGGCCACGGCAGCGCGGUGGACUGGUGGACGUUCGGCGUGUUCCUGCACGAGCUCAUGUACGGCAAGACGCCGUUCAAGGGGCAGACGAACCGGGCCACGCUGUUCAACGUCGUCGGCCAGCAGCUCCGGUUCCCGGAGGGCGGCCCGCCGACGAGCGGCGCCAGCAAGGACCUCAUCAGGGGCCUGCUGGCCAAGGAGCCCCAGGGCCGGCUCGGCGUGAAGAGGGGAGCGGCCGAGAUCAAGCAGCACCCCUUCUUCGAGGGCGUCAACUGGGCGCUCAUCCGGUGCAGCACGCCGCCCGGCGUGCCCAGGCCCGUCGAGCCCAUGGCCGUCGCAGCAAUGCCGGCGAAGUCGGCAUCCAUGGACAGGGUGGAGACGAAUUACAACAGCAGCAAGAGGGUGCCAGCAGGGCCAGGGGCAGACCAUGUGGAGUCUGGAGGGAAAUUCCUCGACUUUGAGUUCUUUUAG
Molecule: messenger RNA, 1929 nt
Organism: Triticum turgidum subsp. durum (durum wheat)
Lineage: Eukaryota; Viridiplantae; Streptophyta; Magnoliopsida; Poales; Poaceae
Source: the annotation of a GenBank genome assembly